Molecule: messenger RNA, 351 nt
Organism: Penaeus monodon (black tiger shrimp)
Lineage: Eukaryota; Metazoa; Arthropoda; Malacostraca; Decapoda; Penaeidae
Product: pro-resilin-like
Exons: 2
Coding region: 1-351 (116 amino acids)
Cellular component (GO): extracellular matrix
Source: RefSeq, a predicted model, not a curated record
AUGGUACUUAAGGUGAGAUGCGAGAAGAAAAAUAUCCCUGAUUACACUUCGUCCGAAAACACACCGUCUUAUGGCUAUGGUGCCUCAACGCCCUCUUCAGCACUUGCUAAGUACGACUUCAACUAUGCUGUCAACGACCCACCAGUUGGUAACGACUUCGGUCAUCAGGAGGCUCGAGAUGGCCCCAACACUCAGGAUUCCUACUUCGUCCUCCUUCCCGACAGUCGCCUUCAGAGUAUCGCCUACAGUGUGAACGGUGAUUCUGGCUACUUGGCCGAGGUCACCUACGAGGGUGAGGCCCAGUACCCUUCCACACCACGCCCCUAUACACCCGCUUCUCAGUAUGCUUAG